Molecule: messenger RNA, 1726 nt
Organism: Aphis gossypii (cotton aphid)
Lineage: Eukaryota; Metazoa; Arthropoda; Insecta; Hemiptera; Aphididae
Gene: Csas
Product: N-acylneuraminate cytidylyltransferase A
Exons: 5
Coding region: 123-956 (277 amino acids)
Molecular function (GO): N-acylneuraminate cytidylyltransferase activity
Source: RefSeq, a predicted model, not a curated record
CACUCUAGCAGUUUAGCAGUUUUUUAUACUGCAUAGAAAAUAAAAAUAAAGUAUUAAUAAUAUUUAUUUAUUCAAUUGUCUAUUUUAUUAAUAAGAUACUAUUAUAUUUUUUAUUGAAAACCAUGACUGUUAGAAACAGCCACUGGGUGGCUCUUUUUUCUCAACUAUUCGUUUUAUCUGCAAGUGUUGUUUUAUUCAUGAUUCCAAUUUAUUUACUGUGGAGUCACAUUACUUAUGAACAAAAUCAUUUAUCUAAUUAUAAGCCUCAUGUGGUAGCUUUAAUAUUAGCUAGAGGUGGUAGUAAAGGAAUACCAAGAAAAAAUUUAGCUAUAAUACAAAACACUACACUCCUCCGAAGAUCUUUAGAUACAAUUAAUGAUUGUGGAUUGUUUCACGAUGUUUGGGUAUCAACAGAUGAUAAAGAAAUUGCAGCUGAAGCUGAAUUAGCUGGUGCUAAAGUUUUUCACCGCAGUGCAGAAACUGCUUCAGAUAAAGCAACAUCACUAAGUGCUGUUAAAGAGUUUAGUAUGUACCAUCAAAAAGUGGAUAUUUUUGCUAUCAUUCAGUGUACCUCACCUUUUAUGACUGCUGAGUAUUUGACUAGAGCAUAUAAAAUGGCAGUUUAUCAGAAAUUUGAAUCAGUGUUCUCUGUAACACGAAGCCAUAAACUACGUUGGAAACUUGGUUCUGAUGGUCAACUACAACCAUCAAAUUUUGAUGUAUCCAAAAGACCAAGAAGACAGGAUUGGGAUGGAGAAUAUGUGGAAAAUGGCAUGUUUUAUUUUGCACAUAAAAACCUUAUUGUGAAUAAUAAGCUCCAAGGAGGAAAAUUGGGAGUAGUUGUUAUACCAAUGAACAGAAGUUUAGAAAUUGACACACAAUUUGAUUUACAAGCUGCUCGCCUUUUAGCUCCAUUACUAGAUAAACCUAAAAAUGUAACUGAAAGAAUUAAAUAAAUUGCCAAAAACUCAUAAGCCAAUUUUAAAAUGAUAAUUAUGAAAUUACUUAAAAAUUUUAGUUCAUAUUAUUUAAAAUGUAUACAUGGUAUAUAUAUGUCUGUAUAAAUAAGAUUAAUUAGUGGCAUUCCCAGGAAGAUGGUUGAGUGGUCAGCUGACUCAAAGUUAUUUUCUUAGUAAAAUGUGGGGCUCUCAAAAUGAUAAACUACAUAACUAUCUACAGUACAAUACUACAAUAUUCAAAAAUUAAAUAAUUUAUGAAAUGCACACAGUCUAAAGAAUUUUUUUAUAAAAAUGCAACUAUAAAUUAUGAUGUAUAGAUGUAUGUAAAGGCAUGAAGACUGAGUAUUGUGAAGUAUAAAAUAAUGUGUACAAAAUCGUGUGGCCGUUAUAUAUCAUCAAAAAAUAAUGUACCUAAAUCAAAAUACAUGAUAGUAAAACACAGCAUACCAUACAUUCAGCUGCCUUAGGCUUUACUCUUUAUAAAACAUACACCAAUGUCUUAUAGUUAUAUUAAUUGUUGGUACCCAAAUAUAAUUUAAAUAAGGUGAAUUGCAGUGAAUUUGUUAUGCAUUGUUAGUUGAAGGUUCUACACAGUAGCCUCUCGUAUGUGAGAUUGACCCACAAUACUAAAAUCCUGGGUUCGCCACUGAGAUUGAUAUAUUUGACCUAAGUAUUCGCCAUUCGGAUUAUACAUAUUUAUUGUUUUGUAAAUAAUAUUGUUAGAUGAAUUUAUAGUUUUACUAAAUAAAAUGUUAAUUUUGAAUAUA